Molecule: messenger RNA, 1039 nt
Organism: Prosopis cineraria
Lineage: Eukaryota; Viridiplantae; Streptophyta; Magnoliopsida; Fabales; Fabaceae
Product: nicotinamidase 2-like
Exons: 2
Coding region: 81-686 (201 amino acids)
Source: RefSeq, a predicted model, not a curated record
ACUCCUGAGAAUUCCAAAGGAGCAACUGAGAGGGAAGAGGAGAGAGAACACUGAACCAGAACCAGAGGGAGCUUUCAUCAAUGGCAUCUUCUCUGAACAAAUCAUCUCCAUACAAUAAAUAUGAGAUAAGGAAGAGGAAUCCAGAUCCUAAAUCAUGUGCUCUUUUGGUCAUUGACAUGCAAAACUACUUUUCUUCCAUCGCCAAACCCAUCCUCUCCAAUCUCUCCACCACAAUCCGUCUCUGCCGGAACGCCUCCAUCCCCGUCAUCUUCACGCGCCACUGCCACAAGUCCCCCGCCGACUACGGCAUGCUCGGUGAGUGGUGGAACAAUGAGCUCGUCUGUGACGGCACACCGGAGGCGGAGCUUAUACCGACACUCGAUCGGAAGCCGGCGGACAUGGUGGUGGAGAAGAACACUUACAGUGCGUUUAGGAACACUCAUUUGGAGGAGAAGCUUGAGGAGAUGGGGGUAAAGGAAGUGAUUGUGACGGGGGUGAAGACGAACCUGUGCUGCGAGACGACGGCGCGUGAGGCUUUCGUGAGAGGGUUUAGGGUUUUCUUCUCUGCGGAUGCCACGGCGACGUCGAAUUCGGAGCUCCAUGAGGACACUUUAAAGAACAUGGCUUAUGGGUUUGCUUAUUUGCUCGAUUGUCAGAGGCUUCAAGACGCUCUCUCUGUAAAAUAAACCAUCAAGGCUUUUCUGAGUUGAUGAUCCAAAUUUAAGAGGAAGCAUAUACCUUAACUGAAUUUGAAGCUUAAUCAUUGGCACUUUAGUCCUCUGAAUAUCCAGGAAUGGCUGCUUCCGUUAUGAGAAAGAAGCUGACAAACCGUCUGCCGUGGAAACGUUCCUUUCAAUUUCGCCCAUAUGAUUUCUUACCCUAGUUGUCUGAGAGAAAAGGAGAAUGAAUAUCUCAUGAUUCAGAGAAAAAUUAACACGGUCGAAAUUGAAAGUAUUAUUUCUCAUGCUGGCACCUAUGAAACUGGGUCUUCUCUGUCUGGUUGGAAGAAGUGGUACUUGUAUAAUUAGCAUUAAACAUA